Terrapene triunguis (Three-toed box turtle) is the source of this 1860-nucleotide messenger RNA. RefSeq names its product CKLF like MARVEL transmembrane domain containing 6 (gene CMTM6). The transcript is spliced from 4 exons. NCBI's taxonomy places the organism in Eukaryota, Metazoa, Chordata, Testudines, Emydidae. Gene Ontology annotation, cellular component: membrane. Bases 195 to 734 code for a protein of 179 amino acids. The record is from RefSeq and is a predicted model, not a curated record.
CCCCGCCUCUGGUUUCCCCGAAGCGCGGGGAGGGGAAUUCCGGGAGGCGGCGGGACCCGGGCGCUGCCUGAUUCGCGCUUUUCCCCCGGCGGCGGAGCGACGUUCCUGCCCCUUGGUGGCCCUCGGGCGCCGCAGCCCGGCCUUUGGGGUUCGUUUGGCCGCAGCUCGGGCUCCCGGAGCCUGCCCCGCCCGCCAUGGACAACGGCGGCGUGUACAGCCCGACCACCGAGCCGCAGAGCAAGCCCCGUACCUGCGGGUGCACCUUCGGCCGGCUCAGCCGGCAGCGCCUGCUGCUCAAAGCGGCGCAAGUGCUGCUUUCCUUUUUGGCCUUCAUCCUUGAAGAAAUUGUGGAGAGUUGUGUCCUGUGUGGUGGGCUUUAUUUCUUUGAGUUUAUAAGCUUCAGUGCCACCUUUCUGAGUCUCCUGAUAUUCAUUGUGUAUUGCACCUCUGCAUAUGAUAAAGUUGAGAAGGCUAGAUUAAGGACAUUGGAUUUCUGGGUCACUACAGUAGUGGGAGUUCUCUUUUUUGUAGCUUCCAUUGUGUUUGCUGCAACCAAUGACAAGUCAUCUGUUGAAACUGUUGCAAUUGUGUUUGGCUUUUUGGCAAGUAUAGGAUUUCUAGCUGAUGGUAUUCACAUGUUUAUGGAGAAACGUAAAGUGAAGGAAAAUAAAUCAGAGAACAUUGGCAACACACAGAACACACCAGAAAAUCAGCCGCUGAAUAACCAAAUCUAAACUUUAAAAAAGUCCUUUAAUUUCUAUGAGUUAAAUUAAUCAAGAUGAAAAAUUUUCAUUUCCCUACUUAUUUCACUGCAUUGAGGGUAACUUUGUCUUCUCUCUCUUUUGCAUCUAGCCAGCUUUGUACAAGUCUGACCCAAUCAUAAGCUUUUAUAGACUCUUAAUUUUUUUAACAAUAGUAUGUUGAGCAUCAGGGUUUGUACAAUUCUCCAUCUAACUUGUCCUGACUAAUAACUGUUAGAGGGACAUUCUAAAAGGAAGAAAUUGCCUCCAAAUAGAUUUUUUUUAUUUAAACAUAAAAUAGACAUCAGUAACUGAAAGCACUGAGACUUCUGAGAAGAAUGACUGUAAUACAGGCGAACUCAUCAGGCUUAAAUUCUGAGUUAUGUUUUUAAAAUAUUUAAAUUUUAUGUAAAUACAGCAGGCUAGAAUUAGAAUUCUGUUGCAUUAAUUCACACCUACCUAUGUUGGUGAUAUCCGGCUUCUUGCCUCUGAUACUAAGAAUGACUUAGUACAAUAAAAUCCCUUCCUUGUUUUAAUCGGUUAAACUGAAUGUAAAAGGGAAACUAAAUUUUGCAAUCUCAUAGAGGUUUCUAUCCCCAAAUGAGUUGUUCUUUACUUUGAUUUUAUCUUGUGUGUCUUACUCCAUACUUCUAGAUUCUGUUUUGUGUCUCUGAAAGUCACUGCUCUUUUUUAAAGGCAGUCGGUAAAACAGAUACAGCUAGCAUGUGUGUAUUUGAUAGUCAAGUGGUAUAUCAUAGAGUGACCUUUGCACUCCAUAUUUGUGGAAGUUUAAAGCUGUAAGUGAUGCAUUCUUUAAAAAUAUCGUUAAACCCAUUAAAGAAAGAAGAAAUUUGAAAAUUAGCCUUAAGAGGAAAGGUUAAGAGGCCAAUAUUUUCAGCCUAGAGGAAAGAAAACUGAGAGGAGACUAACUGCCUACAAACAGUUAAAGGGAUAUAUUUUUAAAAAAGAGGGAGCAGGGACCAAUUAAUCCUUUCAGUUCAAGAGGGCAGACAAAAAGUAAUUAGCUUAAGCUUUGCCAGGGAAAGUUUAACUUAAAAAUAAAAUAAUGAAACUUUGGCACCGUUCCAGUGCACAGUGGGGGGAGGGAUAGCUCAGUGGU